GGCGAUCUCUCGCGCGGAGCGGAGCGCGGAGCGGAGGUUGGCUGAAUUCUCUCACGGAGCGGAGUGUAUUUUCGUUUAUCGAGUAGACACGGCCGACACGGUGCAUACACGUUUCUCCUUGGUCGCAGCGCCCUGGAUUACCACCGAACGUCCAACGGGUGAUGAAAAGCUCGCGCCGCAGUUAAAAAGGCCGCGUCAAGCUCCACGUGAGUGACUCGCCCGCGCAAGGUGCACGUUCACCCCGCUGUACUUUAGGGGGGAAAAAAAAUACAGUUCCUCGCCAGAAAUACGAGAUCAUGGCGGUGCCCAACAGCGGUGUAGUUAUGCCCCGAAACUUUCGACUUCUAGAGGAGCUGGAACAGGGCCAGAAAGGUGUGGGUGAUGGCACGAUCAGUUGGGGCCUGGAAAACGAUGAUGACAUGACCCUCACGCAUUGGACUGGUAUGAUAAUUGGACCACCUAGGACACCAUAUGAAAAUAGGAUGUAUAGUUUGAAAAUUGAUUGUGGUCAAAGAUAUCCAGAUGAUGCCCCUAAUGUAAGAUUUUUAAGCAGAAUCAAUAUGAAUUGUAUUAACAGUGCCACUGGAGCUGUGGAUAAUCGCAGCGUUCCAGUCCUUUCAAAAUGGCAACGAGAGUACACAAUUAAAACAGUUCUUCAGGAACUCCGUCGUUUGAUGACGUUGAAGGAAAAUAUGAAACUUUCUCAGCCUCCGGAAGGCAGCACUUUUUAGCCUAACCGUAUGAACAGAGAUAUCUUCCUUUUUGCAAUAGCAUGAGGCGAGAUUUAAUAAAGGUACCAAAUAAUAUUAAAAGGGUGCCCGCUGAAAAUAUAUGUUAAAAAAGAAAUAAAAAAAAACAUGAAAAAAAUAGCUUUGUGAAAGAAAGGAGGUAAUAGCUUGGAAAGUUGAAUGAGUGUAUCGAGUUCAUGUAUAGAUUAGAUAGAAAAAAAUGACAAAAACGCAUUUGUCAAGCACAGCUGGUUCUUUGUCGGAAUUUUUCACUAAAAGUAGUAUUUUCCUGGAAUCCCGAUUUCAUUGCAUAUAAUUACAUCAUAUUCGCGCACGAGAUAAUCCCAUACGGAUGCGAAUUGAUUUAAGAAAACUUUGCUCCAGCUUUUCAAGCUAGUACAAUGUAAAGCGGAAAAAAUCCAUAUUUUGAAUCUUAAAAAACUGGAGACACAGUCUAUGUAAUAAAAAUGAAUAAUCAGUAAGAAUAACUUAUGCCUUUAAAGUUUUUUAAUGAGAGAAGAAGAGUAACGUCUGGUAUUGCCCUUAUAAGAUUUCUCUUCUGUUUGCGCGCAAGUGCCAUUUCAUCUCUUGCAGAGGUGUCUCUCUCUCACUCAAUGGUGCGGUAGAAAAUUGUGAAUUUUGGACCAUCGUAAAUCUGUAUGUCUAUUUUACUUUUCCGUGCUGCAUAUACUGUUUAAACUAGCGAUUUACAAAUAACGUACAUGUCUGAGAAAUUAUGUCCUUAAAAAACGGCCUCUCUCUCUUUCACGCUAACGAAUUGCGUUUCGUAAUUGAUGAGGAGACGUCGCUUUGUAAUCGAAGCAUGCAUAAAUUUGAUUUGUAAUAUCUCGUAUAUAGCGAACAAUAUAUACAAUGCUGCAUGGUAAAGUACAUCAAUGUAUGAAGCAUCGUGUGAAUGAUGAGAUCUUUUAGUCGAUAUCAUAUUUAGAUAUAUUGAAAGUAUACUACUUACCAAUGUGUAUUUGAUUGUUAAAAUGCAACAGGAUUAUAAAGUAUGCAGAUAAAUAAUGCUUACUGUUUGACCCAAAGCUUCAUGAUUGAUGUAUUAUGUGAAUAUUAAUUUUGUUAUAAUUCUCCGAAUCAUAUCUAAUUCCUAACAUUACUUUGUAAAGUACAGGAGUUGUAUUAUAACAAAAUCAUCAUUUAUUUUAAUCUUUAGUGCAAUCACAACUAUAAAUUCAUGGAUAUUGUUGCUGAAAAUCGAAUUAUAUGCAGUCUAUUAAUGAUUGAUGAUGUUUAAGUAAAUAUGUUCCAGGAAGAAAAUAAUUGUUAUUACAAUGUCAUCUCAAGAUUUAUAUUAUUCAAUUAAUCGAAAGGAUGUUUUAUAUCUAAAGUUUCACCAAAGUAGAUUUUGAAAUAUCUCCACGUUUAAUUGUAUAAAUAUUUUCUAAUUACCCGAACGAAAAUUAUACAUACCUUUUUAUCCGCUUUGCAUUUCAGUAUUACACUAUCGAUAAUAUAAUAGUGUAAUUUAUAAAUCAUCCUAUUAAAUAAUAACAAGUUAUAGCUCCAUAUGGACGAAAACAAGCUUAAGGAGAAUAAAGUGAUUUCCUUAGAAA
Messenger RNA from Acromyrmex echinatior (Panamanian leafcutter ant), 2308 nucleotides. It is a transcript of the gene Uev1A, whose product is annotated as Ubiquitin-conjugating enzyme variant 1A. Lineage: Eukaryota; Metazoa; Arthropoda; Insecta; Hymenoptera; Formicidae. The record is from RefSeq and is a predicted model, not a curated record.